AUGGCGCCCUCAGUCGCAGACGUAUUACCAAGCGUAUCCGAGCUAAAGGGGAGGGCAGAGCAGAAGCUUAACAAGGCUUACGAUGCAGCACAACACGCUUCAUACAAGUACACUAGCUACUUGCCUGUGUACGAUGAAUCAACAACGUUCCCUCCAACGGAGCCCUUCGAGUUCGUCGACCGGGGUCUCCUAGCGGACAAAGCCAAACCUCAUCUACUCGGGCUCAAAGACCCAAAUGUUGUCGUUACCAAGCUUACUCCUCGUGUCGGCACUGAGAUCACUGGCUUGCAGCUGUCCGAGUUAACAGAUGAGCAGAAGAAUGAAUUGGCUUUGCUAAUUGCCGAAAGGGGUGUCGUAGUGUUCCGCGGCCAGAACUUCAAGGACAUUGGCGUCCAGAAACAGAAGGAGUUUGGCCAGUACUUUGGUCGUCUACAUGUUCACCCCGUCGGAGCUCACGUCGAUGGGGCCAUUGAGUUCCACAAUAUCUACCUUGGACCAGACAACCUGUACAGAGCCCAACGCCGCUUGGAGCGCUUAACUACCACCGGGUAUCACUCGGACGUCUCAUAUGAACACCAACCUCCUGGAAUCACGCUUCUUACGCUGCUGGCGGUGCCCUCUACCGGUGGUGAUACUGCAUGGACAUCUCAGGUCGUAGCGUACGAGAGGCUUUCCGAGCCGAUCAAGGCAUUGCUAGAGGGCCUACGGGCUGAACACAGCGGAUUUCCACAAGCCGAUGGUGCACGUCGCGACGGCAAAUUCGUCCGUCGCGAACCUGUUAAGUCGGACCACCCGAUUGUAAGGGUACAUCCAGUCACUGGCCAGAAAGCACUCUUUAUAAACCCGGGGUUUACGAAGAAGAUCAUAGGCCUGAAAACCGAGGAGUCUGACGCGAUUCUCCAGUUCCUCUUCAAGCAUAUCUCCCAGAGUGCGGAUAUCCAAGUCCGCGUGAAGUGGGACGACCAGACUGUGUCGCUCUGGGAUAAUAGAGUUACAGCUCACACUGCUAUCUCCGACUACGAUGUACAUAACGAGGAAGAAGGCUUGCGUCACGGAUUCCGCAUCACUACCCUUGCCGAACGUCCGGUAGGAGUUAACGGGUUAGAGACGGUUUGGUAG
Messenger RNA from Daldinia childiae, 1119 nucleotides. RefSeq names its product Alpha-ketoglutarate-dependent sulfonate dioxygenase. The record is from RefSeq and is a predicted model, not a curated record. The transcript has 5 exons. The coding region runs from base 1 to 1119 and encodes 372 amino acids. Lineage: Eukaryota; Fungi; Ascomycota; Sordariomycetes; Xylariales; Hypoxylaceae. Gene Ontology annotation, molecular function: 2-oxoglutarate-dependent dioxygenase activity. Gene Ontology annotation, cellular component: cytoplasm.